This is a messenger RNA of Eucalyptus grandis, 495 nucleotides long. RefSeq lists its product as uncharacterized. Lineage: Eukaryota; Viridiplantae; Streptophyta; Magnoliopsida; Myrtales; Myrtaceae. The record is from RefSeq and is a predicted model, not a curated record. The transcript has a single exon. Gene Ontology annotation, biological process: root development; shoot system development. Bases 1 to 495 code for a protein of 164 amino acids.
AUGGCCUCAUCAGCACCACGAAAGUUAGGAGGCCUCAAAGAUCUGUAUGACUGCAUUGAUGAUCGGCUUCAGAUGCCUCUAACCCAGAAGGCUCUUCCCCAUGAAAACCAUAGGAGUUCAAUGGAAGUGUUAUUGGAUGGAUCUCUGAAGCUAUUGGAUGUUUGUGGGAACGUGAAAGAUGUUUUUUCACAGAUGAAGGAAUGCAUCCAGGAACUCGAGUCAUCAUCCCGGAGAAAGAGAAGAAGAGAUCCUGAACAGGCGAGUGAAGUCGAGACAUACAUCAAAUCUAGGAAAACAUUGCAGAAAAUGGUCACAAAGCUUUUGGAUCAUGUGAGGAAGAUGGAGAGGAAAAACGACCUGAGAAAACACUCGAAACCUGAGGCUACUCUCAGCAUAUUAAGAGAAGCUGAAGAAAUCAGUUUUCAGUAUUUGAGUCCCCGUUGCAUGUGCUAUCAGGGCCAAGGGAAAGAUCGAAGCCUAUCAGUUGGUCUUUAG